Messenger RNA from Hypoxylon fragiforme, 1239 nucleotides. RefSeq lists its product as uncharacterized. The record is from RefSeq and is a predicted model, not a curated record. Bases 1 to 1239 code for a protein of 412 amino acids. The transcript has 6 exons. Lineage: Eukaryota; Fungi; Ascomycota; Sordariomycetes; Xylariales; Hypoxylaceae.
AUGGGUUGGGUGCACAAUGUACCAGGCGACACUUUGACGGAGGGGCCGAAGAUCGUAGCAGUCGGGGCUGUCUUGACAGGACUAUCUCUGUGUUUCGUAUGCCUUCGAGGCUACGUCAGGGGUUGGCUUGUUCGCAAUGUCGGAAUUGGUAUGGCUACCCCCUGGGCUAACUCCCCUGGACGCGACCUUGGUGCUGACAAUGGAUCUCUCAUCAGACGAUUGGAUUAUAUUCGCUACUUGGAAACCACGUGGGGCCUAGGGAUGGAAGAUGUCGAAGAUAUGCCGGAUCAAAAUGCCCGUAUCUCUGCAAUGCUGGAUUAUGCGAGCUGGCCCUUAUAUAUUCUUAGCGUCCUCGGAUUCAAACUGAGUCUGCUCUGUUCAUACCUUCGAUUCGUUCACCAAGGACAGCCCAUGUGCAUAAAAGGCAUAACGUGCGUGUUGGUCACCACCACACUCUUCCACUUGUCGUGUCUAGUGGUCCAGCUAAAUAUUUGCCAUCCGGUUGCGAGGCACUGGGAUCCGAAUAUCCCUGGCCAAUGCAUAAACGUGAUUCCAUUCUAUAUGGCUUCAUCAGCAUUAACAAUUGUCUUUGACUUUAACGUUAUGUUUCUUCCAUUCCCAAUCCUCAUCAAAACCAAGAUCAAAACGCGCCGGAAGGUCAUGGUUCUUGGCCUCUUUGCCAUUGGCUUCUUUAUUACCGCCAUUCAAAUUAUCCGCAUUCAAUGUGUCAAGGACCUUUCUCCUAGUCAUCCCAACAAUGCGCCUCUACUGUUAUGGUCGAUAAUAGAGGUAAAUCUGGGUAUAAUGGUCGCAUGUGUACCCGUAUUUCCACCUCUAUUCAAGCAGAAACGUAAGGGAUCCAGCAAGGGCACAUCAGUGUCGUCUGCGCCGUUAUCGCCGCGGGGGAGUGGUAAUUGCCCCUGCAACAUGGCUAACAUCCGGAGGUUUACGAAAGCCCGCCUUCCUUCUGAGGACGAGACAUUUGAUUUGGGGAACAAUGCAAGAUAUUUGGCGCGCACGGAUGGAUGCGAGGUUAUUCCGCCUGGGAAGAGCCAAAUCAUGAGGGAGACAGAUAUUGUGGUUGUUGAACAGGCUGCCCCUACCCACACAGGAUAUUCUCGCGGAAUGGGACACGAGGAUACUCAGAUAGCGGAUUUCGAGUGCUGGGCGACAAGGACUCACGUCGGCUUCGGGGAUAGAUAUCCAUCAAGUGAUUGGUUCGAGUCUAGGCCCGGAUAA